Vombatus ursinus (common wombat) is the source of this 2026-nucleotide messenger RNA. It is a transcript of the gene GATAD1, whose product is annotated as GATA zinc finger domain containing 1. Gene Ontology annotation, molecular function: zinc ion binding; sequence-specific DNA binding. The record is from RefSeq and is a predicted model, not a curated record. Lineage: Eukaryota; Metazoa; Chordata; Mammalia; Diprotodontia; Vombatidae. The transcript is spliced from 5 exons. Bases 1 to 774 code for a protein of 257 amino acids. Gene Ontology annotation, cellular component: nucleus. Gene Ontology annotation, biological process: regulation of DNA-templated transcription; chromatin organization.
AUGCCGCUGGGCCUGAAGCCCACGUGCAGCGUGUGCCGGACCACGUCGUCGUCCAUGUGGAAGAAGGGCGCGCAGGGCGAGAUCCUCUGCAACCACUGCACGGGCCGCGGCGGGGCCGCCGGGGGCGCGGGCGCGGGUGCGGCGGGCGGGGCCGCGGGCCCCUGCCCGCUAACGGCGGCGGCUCGCGCCGGCUCCUUGAUGUGUCCGCGGCAGAGCAAGCAGGAGAUUCACCGGCGCUCGGCGCGCCUGCGGAACACCAAGUACAAGUCGGCCCCGGCGGCCGAGAAGAAGGUGUCCACCAAGGGCAAGGGCCGCAGGCACAUCUUCAAGCUGAAGAACCCCAUCAAAGCUCCUGAAGCAGUUUCCACCAUCAUUACUGCAGAAUCAAUAUUUCACAAGGGAGUAUAUUAUCAGAUUGGAGAUGUUGUUUCUGUGGUUGAUGAACAAGAUGGGAAGACAUACUAUGCUCAGAUAAGGGGCUUUAUCCAGGACCAGUACUGCGAGAAGAGCGCGGCGCUGACGUGGCUCAUCCCCACCAUGGCCAGUCCCAAAGAUCGGUUUGAUCCGGCGUCUUAUAUCAUAGGACCAGAAGAGGAUCUUCCAAGGAAGAUGGAAUAUUUGGAAUUUGUUUGUCAUGCACCUUCAGAAUAUUUCAAGUCUCGAUCCUCACCAUUCCCCACUGUUCCCACUAGACCAGAGAAAGGGUACAUAUGGACUCACGUUGGGCCUACUCCUGCAAUAACCAUUAAGGAAACAGUUGCCAACAACAUGUAAUCUAGGAUGGCUUUUUAAGACUCCAUUUUCCUCUGUCCUCUGUGCACACCAUUACAAGAUGUCCAGCAGUGUACUUACUGAAAUUGGAGGAUAGCUGAAGAAAUAACUUUUUAAAAAACCUUUUAUUAUUACCACAUAGGUAAAUGGUAUCUUCUUAGCUUUUUCUUCACUCAUUUUUAAUCAGUCUUUUUUAAGAAUUACUCUGAAGAGGUACCUGUAUAGACUAGGGUAGAAUAGGAUAGGUGUCUCCUUUGCUGAGCUAGGAUAUCCUGCAGGGGAGGAAGCUUCUGAUGGAGGUGGCCCCUGCCUUUCACAGGAUAGAUUCUUGCCAUCAGUGUGAUGAUGCGGGUGCUGGCUUCUCAUCCCAAAGUAUUACUUAGUUGAUACUUAGCCCUUGGACCCCAGUAAGUUUGAGUUUGACCAAUGUCAUAAAAACAAAUACAAAACUAUAAACGUUUUGUUAUAUUUAAAAUAGUGACCCUGUGCCAUGCCCCGUGAAAUGAACAUAACCAUGUCUCACAGAUUAAACAGGAAAUCCUACGGUGACAUACAUUGAGUGUACAUUACUGAAUUGUAAAUAUGACCUAAAACUAAUAUGGUAGCUAGAAUUAGAGUAGAAGGGCUUUGGGGGAGGAGUCUGGGCAUACCAGAUAUUUCAUAAAAAGCUUUCCAGCAAAGUUUGAGCUGAUGCCUUUCUUUGCUUAUUCCAGGCAACCUUGGAUAUUCCUAAAAGUGGCACAGGAGUGGUUAGGUUGGCUAGUUGUUGAUGGUAGAAACGUUUGUAAAGGGUGACCACAUUCCCUACCUCCUCCGUUUGUUCAAAGCUGCUUCUCAUUACCAGAUCAGACUAAAGGCUAUUAGUGUACCAUAUGACCAAAUCCUAAUCCUUUAAAAAAGGAUCUUAGAAAUCUUUCUCGUUGAUAUGUUAGUUGGGUGAGAGCAAAGGGAGCUCAGCGCCAGCCUACAACAAGGGCCUUUCCUUUGGCUCUGAUUGAAGCCGCCCACUUGUCAGGCAAAAGCUGUGAGUGACAUUUCAUUCCCCUGAUUUUAACAUAUUCAUCUGUCUUUCGUCCCUUUCCUGUACACACUCUGGCUUGUGUCCGGUAGAAUUGGCUGUAGUUGAGUCUUAAAAUUUAUUUUAGCACUCUAUGUCUUCCACAGGAGUGGUUGUGAGUCACUGUAAAUGUCGUUGUAAAUAACUGAGAUACACUAAUGCUUAAAACUUUUGGAUUAAAAUAUAUUUUUCAAGCUA